Messenger RNA from Mus musculus (house mouse), 604 nucleotides. RefSeq names its product hemoglobin, theta 1A (gene Hbq1a). NCBI's taxonomy places the organism in Eukaryota, Metazoa, Chordata, Mammalia, Rodentia, Muridae. Gene Ontology annotation, molecular function: oxygen binding; heme binding. The record is from RefSeq and is marked provisional. Gene Ontology annotation, biological process: erythrocyte development; oxygen transport. The coding region runs from base 50 to 487 and encodes 145 amino acids. The transcript is spliced from 3 exons. Gene Ontology annotation, cellular component: hemoglobin complex.
AUCUUUGAGCUCAGCCAGGGGGCAGAGCGCAAGGCUCAGUUCAUUGAAGAUGGCUCGGUCCCAGGAUGAUCAGUGGCUGGUCCUUGCGCUCUGGAAGAAGAUGGGCAGCAAUGUCGGAAUCUACACGACCGAGGCCUUGGAGAGGACCUUCGUGGCUUUCCCCUCCACCAAAACCUACUUCCCACACUUGGACCUGAGGCCAGGCUCUAGCCAGGUUAAAGCCCAUGCCCAAAAGGUGGCCGAUGCACUGACUCUCGCUACCCAGCACCUGGACGACCUGCCUGCUUCUCUGUCUGCUCUCAGUGAUCUACAUGCGCACAAGCUCUGUGUGGACCCUGCUAACUUCCAGUUCUUCAGCUGCUGUCUGCUGGUGACUCUCGCCAGGCACUAUCCUGGAGACUUCAGCGGCGAAAAAGAUGCAUGUCUCCUUGGACACGUGUCUGGGUCAUGUGACUUUUGCACUGGACUUCAAGUAAUGCUGAAUUGAGGAAGCAGGGCAGCUUAUUCUCCAGUCAUGCCCUUCCUAAAGCUUACAAUGUUUGAGUAAACUUCCCCAGGGCUGCAUUGCCUCUGUGCAUGUGUGCCUGGUGUGUGAUGCUGCUGU